UUUAGCGUCAAGAUGAAAACCAUCGUGCUUCUAGUCGCCCUGUUCGCUGUUGCCACCCAGGCAUGGGUCGACAUCGAUUGGUCGAAGGUUCGCCCGAUCGAGGAGUUCGAUCACUACUGGGCUCGUCUGCCGGCUGAGCUGCAGGUGUACCGUCAUGCUCAACCAUCGCACCGUGUCACCAACGGCCAGGAGGCUACUCCCGGUCAGUUCCCGUACCAGAUUGCCCUCAUCAGUGAGUUCAUCAUCUCUAGUGGCUUGUGCGGAGGUUCCGUCCUGACGAACAACUUCAUCUUGACCGCUGCUCACUGCGUGGUCGGUACGGCUGGCAUUCUGGCUACCGGUGGUACUGCCAUCAUCGGAGCUCACAACCGCAACGUGGCUGAGGCGACCCAGCAGCGCAUUCGAUUCUCGGGCCCGGGAGUGUUCCCGCAUCCGCUGUACAGCUCCGCCAACAUCCGUAAUGACAUCGCCGUCGUGCGUCUGGACUCGCCGAUCACCUUCAACGACCGUGUGCAGCCGGUUCGCCUGCCUGCCCGUUCGGACACUCGCCAGUUCGGUGGUUUCAUCGGAACCGUAUCUGGAUUCGGUCGCACCUCGGAUGCCAAUCAGGCCACCUCGGAUGUUGUUAUGUUCACGACCAACCCGGUCAUGACUAACGCCGAUUGCAUUGCCCAGUGGAAUGCUGUUCUUAUCGAACCCCAGAACGUGUGCCUGAGCGGAGAAGGUGGUCGCUCGGCUUGCAACGGUGACUCCGGUGGCCCGCUGGCCGUUCAGGAAGGUGGAAGCCUCCAGAUCGGUAUUGUGUCCUUCGGAUCGGCUGCCGGCUGCUCGAUCGGUAUGCCAUCGGUGUACGCUCGCGUGUCCUUCUUCCUGGACUGGAUUGAGGCCAACUCUGACUUCGUUGUCAGUGCCUAA
Anopheles nili is the source of this 915-nucleotide messenger RNA. Its product is annotated as brachyurin-like. NCBI's taxonomy places the organism in Eukaryota, Metazoa, Arthropoda, Insecta, Diptera, Culicidae. Bases 13 to 915 code for a protein of 300 amino acids. Gene Ontology annotation, molecular function: serine-type endopeptidase activity. The transcript has a single exon. The record is from RefSeq and is a predicted model, not a curated record. Gene Ontology annotation, biological process: proteolysis.